This is a messenger RNA of Entrophospora sp. SA101, 357 nucleotides long. Lineage: Eukaryota; Fungi; Glomeromycota; Glomeromycetes; Entrophosporales; Entrophosporaceae. The record is from the annotation of a GenBank genome assembly.
AUGCUAGAAGACCCUACUGUUUUCGCCGCUUUAACCUAUGAUGAACUUACUCCUACUCUCGGUGCUGUUUUAACAGCUGCUAAAAAAAUUGCAAGAGAUUUAAAUUCAAGAGAAGAAACUGGCACUGCUCCUUAUCAUGCUUCUCUUAAUCCCGCCACUGAACUUUUUGAAAUUGACGCCUUGACAAAAACUAAAUUUGUCUCUUACUCUCACAAAGCACUUGAAUUAAUACCAAAGGAAAAAAAACCCAAAUUUGUUGCUCUAACCGUAGACGUAAAAGACUUUCUCGAUCCCGAGUUUCGUGGUGCGGCUUCGGCGACUGGAGAAGAAGGCACUUUUCUGCUUAAUCCUCUCUGA